AAAGAUCAGCCACCCGUGUUUGCGUUCACUUCAUCUCCUCCGCUCCUCGUCCUUCCUCCCAUUCUUGCCUACCUCUCUCUCUCUCUCUCAUGGUCGUUUUUUCCUCGCGGGGACGAGUCGGCGAGCAGGGUCGCCCUUCGCCAGGUCUUCACCGGGCGCUUGGCCAGCGAUUUGCACCCGCCAGAAUUGCAGGGAGAUUGUCCUCUGAUUGAAAGACAUGUUUGGGCGUGCUCCAAGGAGGAGCAACAACACCAAGUACUAUGAGGUCCUUGGUGUCUCCAAUACUGCAAGCCAGGAUGAGCUUAAAAAGGCAUACCGGAAGGCUGCUAUAAAGAGCCACCCUGACAAGGGUGGAGACCCAGAAAAGUUUAAAGAAUUAUCUCAAGCUUAUGAGGUGCUUAGUGACCCAGAAAAGAGGGAGAUAUACGAUCAAUAUGGGGAGGAUGGUCUCAAGGAGGGAAUGGGAGGAGGCAGUGAUUACCAUAAUCCGUUUGACAUAUUUGAGCAGUUUUUUGGGGGUGGUGCCUUUGGGGGGAGUAGCUCAAGGGUACGCAGGCAAAAACGUGGUGACGAUGUGGUGCAUUCAUUGAAGGUUUCUUUAGAAGAUGUGUACAAUGGGGCUACCAAGAGACUAUCGUUAUCACGGAAUGUUCUCUGCUCAAAAUGCAAGGGGAAAGGAACCAUGUCUGGAGCACCUGGAACAUGCUAUGGAUGUCAUGGUGUAGGAAUGAGGACUAUAACAAGACAGAUAGGAUUAGGCAUGAUCCAACAGAUGAACACUGUUUGCCCUGAAUGUAGAGGGACAGGUGAAAUCAUAAGUGAAAGGGAUAGGUGCCCAAGCUGCAGAGCCAGCAAAGUUGUUCAGGAGAGGAAGGUUCUUGAGGUUCAUAUUGAGAAAGGAAUGCAGCAUGGCCAAAAGAUUGUGUUCCAGGGUGAAGCUGAUCAAGCUCCUGACACAGUGACAGGAGACAUUGUUUUCGUCUUGCAAGUUAAAGAGCACCCAAGAUUCAAGAGGAAAUAUGAUGACCUGUUCAUCGAGCACACAAUCUCUCUCACAGAGGCUUUAUGUGGAUUCCAGUUCAUUCUGACCCAUCUUGAUGGUAGGCAGCUUCUAAUCAAGUCCAAUCCUGGUGAAAUUAUUCAGCCUGGUCAACACAAGGCCAUAAAUGAUGAGGGUAUGCCCCAGCAUGGUAGGUCCUUCAUGAAGGGCCGUCUCUUUGUGGAAUUCAAUGUCGAGUUCCCAGAAUCUGGUGCCCUCUCACCUGACCAAUGCCGGGCACUUGAGAAGGUCUUGCCACAGAGGCCCAGGGCCCAAUUGUCAGACAUGGAGGUGGAUCAGUGCGAGGAGACCAUCAUGCAUGAUGUCAACAUGGAAGAGGAGAUGAGGCGCAGGAAGCACCAAAGGCGGCAGGAAGCAUACAACGAAGAUGAGGAGGAUGCUGGUCCGUCGAGGGUACAGUGUGCCCAGCAGUAAGACGUGAGACCGCGUUUCACGCAUGCUUUAUCAUAAGUGAUAAUAACCCAACACCGAUUUGUGGAGUUUGUGCAUGAAAAAUUUAUAUGGUAUAUGUGUGACACUUAUUGUCAGUCAUUAGGGAUAUACAAGCAGUUGCCAGCUAGGCAUUUGUAUUGGUCAAAGUAUGUAAACAUAAUGUGGUGAUAAUGACGGCUUGGUUAGGACUUGGGGAUAUGGUUUGUUAAACUUACCGUUGGUGCUAUCUUUGCUUCAACAGAAUGCUGGUGGCCUGCUGCUGGGAACCUGUGACUUGGCAUGUCAGCAUUUGAGAUGUGAACCUGAAACUGUCAUGUCAGCGUUUGAGAUGUGAGAAUCUGAAACUGGACUAUGUAAAUGCGGUGAAACAUUCAAUAAAGUUCUUGAGCAGCAGGCUUUUAUGCAGUAA
This is a messenger RNA of Sorghum bicolor (sorghum), 1901 nucleotides long. RefSeq names its product dnaJ protein homolog 2. The record is from RefSeq and is a predicted model, not a curated record. Gene Ontology annotation, biological process: response to heat; protein refolding. Gene Ontology annotation, cellular component: cytoplasm; cytosol. NCBI's taxonomy places the organism in Eukaryota, Viridiplantae, Streptophyta, Magnoliopsida, Poales, Poaceae. Gene Ontology annotation, molecular function: ATP binding; Hsp70 protein binding. The transcript is spliced from 8 exons. Bases 218 to 1474 code for a protein of 418 amino acids.